This is a messenger RNA of Staurois parvus, 1465 nucleotides long. The record is from the annotation of a GenBank genome assembly. Lineage: Eukaryota; Metazoa; Chordata; Amphibia; Anura; Ranidae.
AUGCGUCGGUUGCUGUUGCUGCUGGUUUGUCCCGGUGUGUUGGGGCUCUUCUUGCAGCUGUGGCUCUUCUCCACUCCACACCACCGGCUAGUGAUUGGCAUCCUGUCAGCCCGCCAGCACCGCCCACUGCGGGACACAAUACGGAGCACCUGGGGCUCACAGAGGCCCCACCAACCUCUCCUGCGCUUUAUUGUUGGCUCUGAACCCUGCCCAGUGCCUCCUGAGGACCGUGAAGACCCCUAUUCCUGCCAUCUGCUAAAUAUUACUUCCCCCAAGCUUCACCAUGAGAUCCCAGCCUUCAUUGGACCGCUACCCUCUAGCUCCACCCACAGCCAGCUCAGUGUCACCUUCCGAGUGCUCCACCCUAUAAUCAUCACCCGCUUGGGAGCUUGGUGCCCAGGGUCCAACCGCAAUUUUAGCGUCCGCCUUUUCCAGGCUGAACAUGAGGAACCUCUAUGUGGAGCCCGGUUCACCCCACUGAGUCCAGGAACACUGUCACAAGUGUCCCCAAACAGCCCCAGGACAACUUCCUGGGUCACCUCGACCAACCAAGAGUCAACCACUGAAAUCUGUUACAAGCCAGUGGAGCAGUUUAUCCUUCCAGAAGGUUUCCAUGGUACCAUCCGGUGGGACAGCCAUGACCCAGAAGGGUUACCCAUGUGGGGCGUUCAUCAGGUCACCCUGAACAAUGGUGGUGGGGUCCUGCGUCUUAUCACAGCAGAGGAAGGGCUGCUACCCUAUGACUUCUCGCAGGGCGUGGAGGGCAUCGCGGGAGGUUUCGUCUACUCCGUCCAUGAUGGCGAAGCCCUUCUACGGCACCUGCAAACUCGCCCACAGCGCCUGGAAGAGUAUCAGGCCACGCUUACGGCAGAGGAGUCAGACCUGCGGGAGGAGAGCGACACCCAUGGGGACAUCAUCUUUGUGAACUUGGUGGACACUUACCGAAAUGUCCCACGCAAGUUGCUGCUGUUCUACCGUUGGCUGGUGGGUUCCGUAGACUUCGACUUCCUGCUGAAGACGGACGAUGAUUGCUUCGUUGACCUGGAUAAUGUCCUCCGAGCCCUGGAGGCCAGGAAACUGAAGGGGCCCAAUGCUUGGUGGGGCAACUUCCGCCUGAACUGGGGUGUGGACCGCACAGGAAAAUGGCAGGAGCUGGAGUACCUGAGCCCCGCCUACCCUCCCUUCACCUGCGGUUCAGGGUACGUCAUAUCGCAGGAUAUCGUCCGCUGGCUCGCUGACAAUGCCGACCGGCUAAAGACCUACCAGGGUGAGGAUGUGAGUAUGGGCAUCUGGAUGUCCGCCAUCGGCCCUAGGCGCUACCAAGACGAGAACUGGCUGUGUGAGAAGACAUGUGAGGGUGGGAUGCUGUCCUCACCGCAGUAUUCACCACAAGAGUUGUCCGAGUUGUGGCAGAAGAAGGAGCGGUGCGGGAAGGCCUGCGGGGUGUCCUAAUAACCAAAGAUGA